UACUCUACUCUGCAAAUAUUCCAAUUUCAGCAUUUUUCCUCUCUCUGCUAAACACCAUUAUAUCUAUCUUAAUUAGCUCUUCAAUUCGAUCUACAACAUCACCUACUGUCCAUGCCUUUUGCUUUGCUGCUGCAUCAAACCUUUGAUCUCAUCUCCAAAUUCGCUUCCAUCUCAUAGUUAUUUCUUUCAACUUCAUUCCUUCCUGCGCUCUCUCUCUCUCUACAACAUCACAUCACAUUGUCUGCUAUGGCUUUUGCGGCUGUAACAAUUUUAAUGGAUACACUCCACCAACACUUCCUCCAACUCACUCCUCGUUUCCCUCUUCGCAACAAAACAAAGGUCAGAUUACUUUACAAACAUCUUUCUUCUUUGCAAACCUCUCUUGAACAAGAUUUCAACAUGGGGGAGUGUGAUGAAGCAAUCAAAGCUUUGGAAGCACAAAUGAGAGAUGUCUCCAUUGAACUGAGGUUCCAAAUUGAACACCAUUUGACGUUGUUUUACAUUGGGAAAUCCAUGAAGCUUAGGCUUCACUCUGCUCAAAAGCUUCUUCCCAUUUUGAAUGAAGCAACUAAAGGCGGCAUAGAAACUAUGGAUUUGGAAUGUGUAUCGGAGAUGCUAAGGAAGCACUUCACGCUGCCGGUAGCAGGCAUGCCCGCUCAUAUAAAGAGAAUGGUCAUAUCUUUUUGCACACAAUAUGGUUAUCUCUUUUACAAAAGAUGGAGCAAGGUCAAAGAGGAGAGCGGGGAUGAAGAGGAGAACGGGGAUGAACUGGAGAGUGAGGAUGAACUGGAGAGCGGGGAUGAAGAGGAGAGCCGGGAUGAAGAGGAGACUGAGGAUGAAUGGGAGAACAAGGAAGAACAAAAGAGUGAUGAUGAACAAAGGAGCAUGGAUGAACAGGAGACUGAGGAAGAACAAAAUAGUGAUGAUGAACAAGGGAGCCAGGAUGAACAUGAGGACAAUGAUGGUGAAUGGGAGACAGAGGUACUACAACCUAUUUUGUCUGAAGCAGAAAGUAUAAUCAGGCAAGAAUUGAGAGUCCCCUCUUAUCUCAAUAAAUACAUGAAGCAACGGAUACAGGCUCGACAUAAGAUUAAUCAAAUUUUCAUGCAAGGAAUUAAACUUACAUCCUACAUCAAGAAAGAGAUGUUGAAGGUUAAGAAUGCACACUACAAUCAAUCCAAUACCCCACAAGGGAACAAUACAUGUGCUUCUCUUAGACUUAUAGGGCCAAAAAGGGAGAACAUUACAGUUGGUGAUUCGUUGCAGCAUACUACAAUAGAAAUGGUGGGCUGUGAUGAUGAGUUCAACAUGAUAAUGGAUAACCUGAAACAGCAAUCCAAGCAACGAGAAAUUGUGUCAAUUGUGGGAAUGGGUGGAAUCGGUAAAACCACCUUAGCUAAAAGAAUUUAUGGAGAUGCUUCAUUCAUUUCUCGCUUUGAUUGUCGAGCUUGGGUUACUAUCUCACAGGAUUAUAAUCCAAUAAAAGUGCUCAAAGCCCUUCUUUGUUCUCUUGACCCAACACGAGUCGUCUGUGAAGAAAAGAAUGAAUUGGCUAUGCGAGUAGACAAAUGUGUCAAAGGUAAAAGGUAUUUGAUUGUAAUAGAUGACAUAUGGAGUACAAAUGUGUUGGAUGAUUUAAUGAGAUGUUUUAAGGAUGGCAAGAAUGGAAGUCGAAUGUUGUUGACUACUCGCCUAAAGAAUGUGGCUGAGUACGCUGAUUCACGUGGUAAUCUUUGUCAUAGCAUGCGGUUUUUGAAUUCAUAUGAAAGUUGGAACCUUUUUCACAACAAGGUGUUGUCCCAGAGAAUAACUUUGUCCCCUGAAUUUGAAAGAAUUGGUAGAGAGAUAGUAAACAAGUGCAAAGGAUUACCUCUUGCAAUUAAUGUGGUUGCUGGACUCCUCUCAAAACCCAAACAAGACUUAAAUGAAUGGGAGCUAAUUGCAAAAAAUGUUCAUACAUUAAGUAUAGAUCAUUCUAAUCAGCAGGGUGAAAACAUCAUUGACUUGAGUUACACCUUCUUACCUCAUCAUCUUAAACAUUGUUUCUUGUUAAUUGGGGGUUUUCCAGAGGACAGUAAACUUCCUGAGCCUUUUAUUGUUGAUAUUUUGGUUUCGGGGGGAUUUCUAAAGGUUUUGAGGUCUAAGAGCUUGGAAGAUGUGGCAAGAGAAUCCUUGCAAGAUCUUGUAGACAGAAAUCUUCUUUUAAUUUCUACAAAGAUGACUGAUGAUGGAGAAUCAUUG
This is a messenger RNA of Ipomoea nil (Japanese morning glory), 2241 nucleotides long. Its product is annotated as putative disease resistance protein RGA1. The record is from RefSeq and is a predicted model, not a curated record. Gene Ontology annotation, biological process: defense response to other organism. Gene Ontology annotation, molecular function: ADP binding. The transcript is spliced from 5 exons. The annotation marks the transcript as partial. NCBI's taxonomy places the organism in Eukaryota, Viridiplantae, Streptophyta, Magnoliopsida, Solanales, Convolvulaceae.